AUGGCUGGUAGAGGUAGGCCUGCUAGUGCUACUAAUGAGAUUUUGGCCCGCAUGGUGCAAGUCCUAGAGAACUUGGUGCAAAAUACGGAGCCAGCAGAGUAUCGUGGAAUCUCUUCGUUCAUAAAGCAUAAGCCUCCAAAGUUCGAAGGAAAAUUUGGUCUAGAAGGUGUGCAGAGAUGGAUAGCAGAUAUAAAGAAGAUGUUCAAUACGGUGGGAUGUCACGAGGAGUACAAGGUGGUUAAUGCCACCUAUAUGCUGGGAGGUGAAGCAGAGGAUUGGUGGAGGUUCGCCAGUCAAACUCUGCCACAAGAAGAAGGGUACAUCAAUUGGGAAGCUUUUAAGGCAUGUUUCUUAGGGAAUUACUUCCCUAGAGAUUUGAAGAAACAAAAGGUACAGGAAUUCCUUGAGCUGAAGCAAGGAAAUAUGUCUAUGGGAGAAUAUGUUGCAAAAUUCCAUAAGCUCAUGAAGUAUUGGCCUCAUUUCCAGUACGAGGAUGGAGAUGAAGAUUUAUGUGCCCAGUUUGAGAAUGGGUUGAGGCCAGAGAUUCGGGCAACAGUUAGUGUCUUCCAAUUGACUGACCUAGCAACAUUGGUCAACAAAUGCUGA
Abrus precatorius (Indian licorice) is the source of this 606-nucleotide messenger RNA. RefSeq lists its product as uncharacterized. The coding region runs from base 1 to 606 and encodes 201 amino acids. The record is from RefSeq and is a predicted model, not a curated record. The transcript has a single exon. NCBI's taxonomy places the organism in Eukaryota, Viridiplantae, Streptophyta, Magnoliopsida, Fabales, Fabaceae.